AUGGAUGAGGAAAGAUAUGGCAGUGCCGUGUUGCUACAGAUUGGUGCUGCCAACACUCUGAUCUUCCCGGUGGUGCAGCAGUUCACUGAGGCCUUCAUACAGGCCCUGCAGAUUCCAGAUGGACCCACUUCAGAUAGUGGCCUGAAGAUGGAAGUGCUAAAGGCAGUGACGGCUCUUGUGAAGAACUUCCCCAAACCCAUGGUGUCCUCUAUGCAACAGAUUCUACCUAUCGUAUGGAACACCUUGACAGAAAGUGCCUCUUUUUAUGUGAGAACUGAGGUCAACUACACAGAAGAAGUAGAUGAUCCAAUUGACUCUGAUGGUGAGGUCCUUGGCUUUGAGAACCUCGUCUUCAGCAUCUUUGAGUUUGUCCACACACUGCUGGAGAACAAGAAGUUCAAGAGCACAGUGAAGAAAGCUCUACCAGAGCUCAUUUAUUACAUCAUCCUCUACAUGCAGAUCACGGAGGAUCAGAUCAAGGUAUGGACAGCCAAUCCACAGCAGUUUGUUGAGGAUGAGGAUGAUGACACAUUCUCUUAUUCGGUCCGGAUAUCUGCACAGGAUUUGUUGCUGGCCGUUGCUGCUGAGUUUCAGAACGAGAGCGCUGCUGCUUUAGCCGCGGCUGCAACACGGCACCUCCAAGAGGCAGAGCAAGCCAAGAACACAGGCAGUGAACACUGGUGGAAGGUGCAUGAGGCUUGCAUGCUGGCCCUGGGGUCAGUCAAGACCAUCAUCACUGAGAAUGUAAAGAACGGUCGUGUGCAUUUCGAUAUGCAUGGAUUCCUUGCCAAUGUCAUUCUUGCUGACCUCAAUUUACCAGCAGCCUCUCCAUUCCUGUUGGGUCGGGCCUUAUGGGCAGCCAGUCGCUUCACCGCAGCAAUGUCCCCAGAACUCAUUCAGCAGUUCCUCCAGGCCACUGUGAGUGGUCUACAUGAGAGUCAGCCACCCUCUGUCCGGAUCUCUGCUGUGAGAGCGAUCUGGGGGUACUGUGAUCAACUCAAGCUCUCGGAGAGUACUCACGUCCUGCAACCCUUCCUGCCCAAUAUCUUGGAAGGGCUGGUGCAGCUCGCGGCUCAGUUCAGCUCUGAAGUUCUCACUUUAGUCAUGGAAACCCUCUGUAUUGUUUGCACCGUGGAUCCGGCUUUCACCACGAGUGCUGAGAACAAGAUCUGCCCACUCACUAUUGCCAUCUUCCUUAAGUACAGUAAUGAUCCUGUUGUAGCGUCUUUAGCGCAGGACAUCUUCAAAGAGCUUGCCCAGAUCGAAGCCUGCCAAGGACCCAUGCAAAUGCGCCUCAUUCCUACUCUUGUUAGCAUUAUGCAGGCACCGCCUGAUAAAAUCCCAUCUGGCCUUUGUGCUACAUCCAUAGAUAUCCUAACUACGGUUGUUCGUAACACUAAACCCCCGUUGACUGACAUGCUUGUGUGCCAAGCUUUUCCUGCAGUGGCCCAUUGCACUCUCCGCACAGAUGACAACACCACAAUGCAGAAUGGCGGUGAAUGCUUGAGGGCCUAUGUAUCCGUGGCGCUGGAGCAGAUUGCCCAGUGGCAAGAUGAGCAAGGCCACAGUGGUCUGUGGUAUGUCAUGCAGGUUGUCAGUCAGCUCCUGGACCCCCGCACAUCCGAGUUCACUGCUGCUUUUGUAGGUCGUCUAGUGUCCACUCUCAUUGCCCGUGCUGGCACUCAGUUGGCUGACCAGCUGGACCAAAUACUGCGUGCUAUUCUCAGCAAGAUGCAGCAGGCCGAGACCCUCAGUGUGAUGCAGUCCCUGAUCAUGGUUUUUGCCCACCUGGUCCAUUCCCAGUUGGAGCCCCUGCUGGAAUUCCUAUGCAGUCUUCCAGGUCCCACAGGGAAACCUGCCCUAGAGUUUGUCAUGGCUGAGUGGAUGAGUCGCCAACAUCUGUUCUACGGCCAGUAUGAAGGCAAAGUCAGUGCUGUUGCCUUGUGUAAACUUCUCCAGCAUGGUCUGAAUACAAAUGACAAGCGCCUCCAAGAUAUAGUUGUCAAAGGAGAUGAAAUUUUUAAUCCAGACGAGGGAAUCUGUACACGUUCCAAAUCAGCCAAGAACCCACAGCGGUGGACCAACAUUCCUUUGCUGGUAAAGAUCUUUAAACUCAUCGUCAAUGAACUGUCUUCUGUGGUAGAGGCUAAUGCAAAUAGAGCAAAUCCUGCAGACUGGAGCCAAGACUCUGGUGGAAUGUGGGACGAUCUGGCUGAGGAAGAGGAUGAUGAGGAAGAAGAUGAAGGAUUAGCAGGACAGCUUCUGUCUGAUCUCAUUGCCUGCAACAAAUAUGACGAUGAUUAUUAUGAGGAUGAUGAUGAGGAGGAUCCAGAUGCUCUGAAGGAUCCCAUAUAUCAAAUUGACCUUCAGGCGUAUCUGACAGAUUUCCUGACCCAGUUUGCUCAGCAGCCUUGCUAUAGCAUGUUUUCAAGCCACUUGAAUGAAGUAGAGAGAGGAGUCUUGCAGUCCAUCGGUAUGUGACCUGUAUACCCAACAUCGGCUCCUUGUCCUUUGUUUCCGUCUUUACCACUCAGUCAUCUUUUCAUCAAACUUGAACAUUUGAGUGGACUCGGAAUGCCUAUCGGACAACGUUCUUGAUCCAAAACUCAAAAGAGGACUUAAAGGUUUACGUGCCUCUCCCUGUGUUUUAUUAAGGGAAGGAAUGGACAAUGAUUUCCGGGGAUGUAAGAGCAGGGUGUGAGGGGCUCACAGACAGGACUGUGUGGGUGCAUUUGAAUCGGAUGUCAAAACAAUGCUGUGCUUUGAUAGACCUGUCUAGUAUGAUGAAUGAUUUUUUUGCAAAGGGCCUGGUAACGGUAUAGGAAUGAUUUAAAAAUAUCCACUGUCCAUUUGUACCUUCUCACUCUACUAAUUCAUGAUGGUUAAAAAAUCUUUCUGUAAAGGAAGGAAAAAGACUUCUGACAGAUGAUGAAUCUACACUUUGAAAAGAAGUUGGAACUGUUGACAGCCUUAUUAAAGUUCUCCAUGUUGUUUGUCAUUAUGUGGUCUCAUGAGAUGAUCUUUAUGGCUACACUGUUGGGUGAGCAUGAAGAAUAAUAUAGUGUUACCAUAGUGAUCCUACAGUCUUAUUAGCAGCAUUGUCUCCAUUGAGGUAUGAGAAGAAUUUCAAAAUA
This is a messenger RNA of Sinocyclocheilus grahami, 3134 nucleotides long. RefSeq names its product importin-9-like. Gene Ontology annotation, biological process: protein import into nucleus. The record is from RefSeq and is a predicted model, not a curated record. Gene Ontology annotation, cellular component: cytosol; nuclear envelope. The coding region runs from base 1 to 2481 and encodes 826 amino acids. NCBI's taxonomy places the organism in Eukaryota, Metazoa, Chordata, Actinopteri, Cypriniformes, Cyprinidae. The transcript has 20 exons.